Panicum virgatum (switchgrass) is the source of this 2639-nucleotide messenger RNA. RefSeq lists its product as uncharacterized. The record is from RefSeq and is a predicted model, not a curated record. The transcript has 6 exons. Lineage: Eukaryota; Viridiplantae; Streptophyta; Magnoliopsida; Poales; Poaceae. Bases 665 to 2395 code for a protein of 576 amino acids.
UGGAAACCUAGGAGAGGAGGGGCCCCUCGGAUCUCGCCGUCGCCGACCACGACGCUCCCGCCUCUGCCGCUCCCCUCUUCCUGUCGGCGUCAGAUCCCCCCCACCUCACCGCUCUCUCGCUCCCCCGUUCCACCGCGUCCAUCUCAGCGCCGCUCCUGAUCGGUUCAGUGGAGCGGAGAGCCAUCGGAGUGGAGGAUCGGUUUCUUCGCUUGUUGGCAAGUGAACUGCGGAUUUAUCUCAGCGUGGUGGUGGAUUGGUUAUUUGGUUUCCUCGCUUGCUGGAAAGUGAACUGCGGAUUUGCCUCGCUGUGGUGGCCUCUUGACCGAUCCGUGUACCCUGAGUCCAUCAGGUUCUUCUUCAGAUAGCAGCCGCAUUGAUCUACAGUAUUCAGUCUUAUGGACCUUUGAGGCCUUGUUCGGUUGCAAGGGAAUUAACCUAGAGUUGACCUAGAGUUGUAGUCCUUUUCAGGAUUUUGCAUCAAGGAGUUUAUUUAGCGGACAAUAUCCUGGGCUUCCUCUGAUGAGGAAUCUGCCCCCCACCAGGUUAAGUGUGCCAACCACUUUCACAGCUGGCUAGUACAUACUACAAAGGAGAAGGGACUUUGUCUUUGUGAAGCGCUUUUUAUCAAGUUCACACAUAAUUUGAACACAAUUCGGUACAUCCCAUGGCAACCACAAGGACAAAUGCUGAUGGUGUUUAUUUGGGUGAAGGUUCUUUUAGGAAGGAAUUCUGUGUUCCGAGUAGGCAAGCAGAACUAUCAACACCAUCAUCAGGCCAGAAAACAAACUCAUGCAACCUCUACGAGGACAAGUCUGUGUCACAUAGGCAGGAAUCUGAAUCCUCCAUGGGAGCAAGUGAUAACAUUGAUUCUCUAGUGGCGAAUUCAAUAGGAAGGCUCAUCUUUGAGGCUGGACUUGAGCCUGAUUUUGUUCACUUACCAUCUUAUAAUGGAGUGAUUGAUUUGCUCACCCGUGGGGUUCGAAUUGCAAUGCCUUCAUAUGAAUAUAUUCUUCAGGUGCAACUAAGUGAAGUUCAGCAGCAUGAAAGGGCUUUGAGGCAACAGUGGGAAAAAAGUGGCUGCAGUGUGAUAUUGGAUAGAUGGAAAAGCCGAUGUGGGAAAAGGUUCGUUAGUGUUUUUGUGCAUUGUAGAGAAGGCAUGAUGUUCCUCAGAUCUAUUGACAUAUCUGCAAUAUUUGAUGAUGUUGAUGAGCUUGCAGCAAUGGUUUGUCAUGUGAUUGAAGAUAUUGGUGUCCGCAGCAUCGUUCAGAUUAUCAUAAAUGAUGUAUCGCCACAUAUGCAAGCUGCAGAACAUGCUGUCUUAAAGAAAUAUGAGCAGUCAUUCAUAUUCACAGUAUGUGCCGAUCAUUGCAUCAAUCUUCUGCUUGAGAAUAUAGGAGCACUUGAUAAUGUGAAGGAUGUCCUAAUGAAGGCAAGGGAUAUCACUAGGUUUUUGUAUGGUCAUGCACUGACAAUGGAACUGAAAAGGCUGUAUAUUGGGAAUGCUGAUAUCAUAAGUAACUCUAACCUGAAAUUUGUGGCUGUGUUUGAUACACUAGAAAAUCUAGUGUCUCACAGGGAUAAUCUGGUGGAGAUGUUUAGCUCUGAGGAGUGGGUUUCCUCUGAUCUGGCUUCUACAAGCCUGUCCAUGCAUAUCUGUGAGGUAGUACAGACGGAAGAUGCAUUCUGGAGUGCUGCUGCCAACAUUUUGAAGGUGACAGACCCACUUAUCAGCGUUUUAUAUAAACUGGAAGGUGAUAAGUGUCCAGUCAGUGUCCUGUAUGAUGCCAUGGAUAGCGCAAAAGAAGACAUAAAACGGAAUCUUGGUGAUGAGCAUGGCAGUUACUGGCUGAUGAUUGAUCACAUCUGGGAUGAUUACUUGCAUUCCCCAGUCCAUGCUGCUGCUUAUUUUCUGAAUCCAACUAUUUUUUACAGUGAUCGAUUCCGCAAUGAUGCUGAGAUCAGCAGUGGCAUCACGACCUGCAUUCUACGAGCAUCCAAGAGUCAUUACGAUGCAUUGCUCACUGCUGAACAGAUGGAUGUCUAUCUGAGAAAGUCAGGGACGUUUGAUUCUGAUUCAGCCGUUGAGGAAGCCGUGGGAACACCUCAAGAUCUCUGGUGGGUGAAGCAUGGGUCUGGCACGCCGGCGCUCCAAUCCUUUGCGAGCUUGAUCCUAGGGCAGACGUGUUUCGGCGCUUCCAGGUACAACCUGGACAAGAGCUUGUCCGAGAGGCUGCACACCGAGCGGAGGGCCUACACCGAGCAGGAGAGGUUCCGCAGCAUGGAGUACAUCUACUACAACCUCCGCCUUGCGAGCUCGGUGCCGCGCGUGGCCGGCCCUCCCGCGGACCAGCACAGUAAGCUCACUACUCAUCUGGGCGAUUGGCUCUCAGCGUAGCACACCCCAACCCUACUGAUGGCGCUCACCGGUGUGGUGGUGACUGGUGAGUGGUGAUCGACUGACUUCUGUAGCAUUCUUGUCUGUCUGUACAUACCGGUGGGCCGGGCCGGACCGGGCCCUUGAAAGAAACCUGUGCCUGCUCCACCCAUCCUUAUUUGGGCCGGAUGAAGUAAUUUCCCUUUUUUUUUAUACCUGAUUCGAUGAUUUUUCCAUCUGUGAAAUGGUAUGGCUGGCUGACAAA